Messenger RNA from Striga hermonthica, 1050 nucleotides. Lineage: Eukaryota; Viridiplantae; Streptophyta; Magnoliopsida; Lamiales; Orobanchaceae. The record is from the annotation of a GenBank genome assembly.
AUGGCGGAGAAGAACCGACUGAUUGCCUUAGGUUUCGAGGGCUCUGCUAACAAGAUUGGCGUGGGGGUGGUGACUCUAGAUGGCACCAUUCUUUCCAAUCCACGCCAUACUUACAUAACUCCGCCGGGGCAAGGCUUUCUCCCUCGGGAAACUGCCCACCACCACCUCCACCACGUGCUACCGCUCGUAAAAUCGGCGCUGCAGGAGGCUAAGAUCACUCCAGAACAAGUUGACUGCCUCUGCUACACGAAAGGUCCUGGCAUGGGCGCCCCACUUCAGGUAUCGGCCAUAGUUAUCCGCAUCCUGUCACAACUUUGGAAGAAACCAAUUGUUGCUGUUAAUCAUUGUGUGGCACAUAUUGAGAUGGGGAGAAUCGUGACCGGGGCUGAUGAUCCCGUUGUGUUGUAUGUGAGUGGGGGAAAUACUCAGGUUAUUGCAUAUAGUGAGGGGCGGUACCGUAUUUUUGGCGAGACAAUAGAUAUUGCAGUUGGAAAUUGCUUGGAUAGAUUUGCUAGGGUUCUCACGCUUUCAAAUGAUCCCAGUCCUGGAUAUAACAUUGAGCAGCUUGCGAAGAAAGGAGAGAAAUUUAUAGAUCUCCCAUAUGUUGUCAAGGGAAUGGAUGUUUCUUUUAGUGGGAUUUUGAGCUACAUUGAAGCCACUGCCAAUGAGAAGCUUAAAAAUAACGAAUGCACCCCUGCAGACUUGUGUUAUUCACUUCAAGAAACCUUAUUUGCAAUGCUUGUGGAGAUCACCGAACGAGCCAUGGCACAUUGUGACACGAAGGAUGUGCUGAUUGUUGGUGGUGUGGGUUGCAAUGAGCGUUUGCAGGAGAUGAUGCGCACUAUGUGUGCCGAAAGGGGCGGGAAAUUAUUUGCUACUGAUGAUCGGUAUUGCAUUGACAAUGGGGCAAUGAUUGCUUAUACGGGCUUGCUUGCGUAUGCUCACGGCAUAACAACUCCUCUCGAGGAAUCUACUUUUACGCAAAGGUUCAGAACAGAUGAGGUGUUGGCAGUUUGGAGAGGGAAGGAACAUUCAUUUGCGAGCAGCUAA